GUCGGGCGAGGUUUAGACGAGGGGGGACACCUCUGCCUUCUGCAGACGGAAGCGAGAACUCACUGAGGUUGUGUCGUAUAAGGUAGUUCUUGCUCUUCGGAUCUCUAAUCUACGAACCCUCUCUUGGAAAAGGUUUCAGAGCCACAGAUCCGACGCUUCGACUUGACUGCAUAAUUCUAACACCCGAAUCUGCAGCAUGCCCGGCCACGUAGUGAAGAGCACGGGUCCCGACCCCGAUCCCACUGAAUACCUCUUCAUUUCCGCCGAGCAAAGACGCAUCGACCAGACGAAGCCUUACGACCCCAAGAAAUCCGUCUGGGCUCCUGACCAGGCGGAGGGUUUCGUCGAAGCCCAACUCCAGGGCGCCAAGGGAGAUAAACUGCUGACCGUAAAGCUUCCAAGUGGUGAGAUAAAGGAUUUUAAGAAGGAACUCAUCGGUCAGGUCAACCCUCCCAAGUAUGAGAAGUGUGAGGAUGUGUCCAACUUGACCUUCCUUAACGAUGCUUCCGUCUUCUACGUCCUUAAGUCUCGUUACCAGGCCAAGCUUAUCUACACCUACUCCGGACUUUUCUGUAUCGUCGUUAACCCCUACAAGCGUUACCCCAUCUACACCAACCGUGCCGUCAAGAUCUACAUGGGCAAGAGGCGUAAUGAGGUGCCCCCUCAUCUCUUUGCCAUCUGCGACGGUGCCUACCAGAACAUGAUGCAAGACCGUAAGAAUCAGUCUAUGCUCAUCACUGGUGAAUCUGGAGCGGGAAAGACUGAGAACACAAAGAAGGUUUUGUCUUACUUCGCUAACGUUGGUGCCUCCGACAAGAAAGAAACUAAGCAGAACCUGGAGGACCAGAUCAUCCAGACUAACCCCAUCCUCGAGGCUUAUGGUAACGCCAAGACUACACGUAAUGAUAACUCAUCUCGUUUCGGUAAGUUCAUCCGCGUGCACUUCGGCCCCAACGGAAAGCUUUCCGGUGCUGAUAUCGAGGUCUACCUGCUGGAGAAGGCUCGUGUCAUCUCCCAGUCCCCCGCCGAGCGAGGCUACCAUAUUUUCUACCAGCUCAUGUGCGACCAGAUCGACUACAUGAAGAAGAUAUGUCUUUUGUCCGACGACAUUUAUGACUACAGCUUCGUGUCUCAGGGAAAAGUGACAGUCCCUUCAAUCGACGACAAGGAAGACAUGCAAUUUACUCACGAUGCCUUUGGCAUUUUAAACUUUAGCAACGAGGAGAGGGAUAACUGCUACAAGGUUACCGCAUCUGUUAUGCACUUCGGUAAUUGCAAGUUCAAGCAGAGGGGUCGUGAGGAACAGGCCGAACCUGAAGGCACUGAGCACGGUGAGCUUGUGGCCAAACUGCUUGGAGUGGACGCUGAAGAACUCUACAGGAACCUGUGCAAACCCAAGAUCAAGGUCGGCGCUGAGUUCGUCACUCAAGGAAGGAAUGUCAAUCAGGUCAACUACAGCGUUGGUGCCAUGUCGAAGGCUCUGUUCGAUCGCACUUUCAAGUGGCUUGUGAAAAAGUGCAACAUGACGCUUGAGACUGGCCAGACUCGUUCCAUGUUCAUCGGUGUCCUCGAUAUUGCUGGCUUCGAAAUCUUCGACUUCAACGGCUUCGAGCAGAUCUGUAUCAACUUUUGUAAUGAGAAGUUGCAACAGUUCUUCAACCACCACAUGUUCGUGCUGGAACAAGAAGAAUACUCAAGGGAAGGUAUUGUAUGGCAGUUCGUCGACUUCGGCAUGGAUCUACAAGCUUGUAUCGAGCUUUUCGAAAAGAAAAUGGGUCUCCUCUCCAUUCUUGAGGAAGAGUCAAUGUUCCCCAAGGCCACUGACAAGACUUUCGAGGAGAAGCUCAAUAUUAAUCAUCUUGGAAAGUCUCCUUGCUUCAUCAAGCCCAAGCCUCCAAAGCCCGGCCAGCCUGAGAACCACUUUGCCAUCGUUCACUACGCUGGCACAGUGUCCUACAACCUGACUGGCUGGCUUGAGAAGAACAAGGAUCCUCUCAACGACACCGUCGUCGACCAGCUCAAGAAGUCUUCCAAUUCCUUGACGGUUGAGCUCUUCGCUGACCAUCCUGGUCAAUCUGGAGAUGCAGGCGGGAAAGGAGGAAAGGGUGGUAAGCAGCAGACCGGCUUCAAGACUGUAUCUUCUGGGUACAGGGACCAGUUGAACAACUUAAUGAAAACUUUAAACGCCACACAUCCUCACUUCAUCCGAUGUAUUGUACCCAAUGAGUUCAAGAAACCUGGAGUCGUCGAGGCUGGUCUCAUCAUGCACCAGCUGACUUGCAACGGUGUACUUGAGGGCAUCCGUAUCUGCCGGAAGGGCUUCCCCAACAGGAUGCCUUAUCCGGACUUCAAGCUCCGCUACAACAUCUUGGCCGCCAAGGAGAUGCUGGAGGCAAAGGACGACAAGAAGGCGGCCAAGGCAUGCUUCGAGAAGGUCGGCCUCGACGCCGAGUUGUACCGCACAGGGAACACCAAGGUGUUCUUCCGCGCCGGUGUCCUGGGGACCCUCGAGGAAAUUCGUGACGACCGUGUAAUGAAGCUUCUGAGCUGGUUCCAAGCGUGGAUCCGCGGCUACGCCAGCCGCAAGCAGUAUUCCAAAAUGCAGAAGCAAAGAACCGCUCUUCUUAUCGUCCAGCGCAACAUCAGGAAGUACCAGAAGAUGCGUUCUUGGCUCUGGUACGAGAUGUGGAUGAAGAUGAAGCCCAAGCUCAAUGUCACCCGUGCCGAAGAUGAACUCAUCAGGCUGGAGGAGCUCGCCGAGAAAGCUGAGGCUGAAUUUGAGAAGGAGAUUAAGCUUCGCGAGCAGCUUGAGAUCAAGAAUGCUACUCUUCUCGAGGAAAGAGCUGAGCUUAUGCUGGCUCUGGAUUCAUCCAAGGGCGGCAUGUCUGAGUAUAUAGAGAAACAGGCAAAGCUAUUGGCACAGAAGACCGAACUUGAGGCACAGCUUAACGAAACCGUGGAACGCCUCGAAAAGGAAGAGGAAGCGACCGGUCAGCUCGCAAAUGGCAGGAAGAAGUGCCAACAGGAAGUUGAAAAUCUGAAGAAGGACCUUGAGGACCUCGACCUUGCCAUCCAGAAGGGAGAACAGGACAAAGCCACCAAGGACCAGCAGAUUCAAAAUCUCAAGGACGAGAUUGCCCACCAGGAAGAGCUUAUCACCAAGGUUAAUAAAGAGAAGAAACACCUUCAGGCAUGUAAUCAGAAAACUGCCGAAGAUCUGCAAGGUAUUGAAGACAAAUGUAAUCAUCUCGGUAAGGUAAAAUCCAAAUUGGAAUCUAAUCUUGAUGAGCUCGAAGAUUCUCUCGAACGUGAGAAGAAGCUUCGCAAUGAGGUUGAGAAAGCCAAGAGGAAGGUUGAGGGUGACCUCAAGUUGACCCAAGAGGCUGUUGCUGAUCUGGAACGGAACUUGAAGGAAAUUGAAGCAACUGUUGACCGCAAGAAUAAAGAGAUAUCUGCCAUUUCUUGCAAAAUUGAGGACGAACAGGCUCUUGUGUGCAGAGAUCAAAGGCAAGUGAAGGAACUUCAAGCUCGUCUUGAGGAACUCGAGGAGGAAGUUGAGCAUGAGCGCCAGGUCCGUAGCAAGGCUGAAAAGGCUAAGAAUCUCCUUUCACGUGAACUUGAAGAACUUACUGAACGAUUGGACGAAGCUGGCGGCGCCACUGCUGCUCAGAUUGAGAUCAACAAGAAGCGCGAGAGUGAACUGGUUAAAGUCCGCCGAGAUCUCGAGGAAUCCAGCCUUCAGCAUGAAGCUUCCCUUGCUUCCCUUCGCAAAAAACACAACGAUGCUGUAACAGAAAUGUCGGAGCAAAUUGAUUAUCUUAAUAAGAUGAAGGCCAGGGCUGAAAAAGACAAAGAGGCUAUCAAGCGAGAUGCUGAUGAUGCAAGGGCUUCUUUGGAUGCGCUUACUCGCGACAAGACUGCUGCCGAGAAGACCACUAAGCAGCUUCAGCUCCAGCUUAGUGAUCAUAAUGCUAAACUUGAUGAGGUCAAUCGCACUCUGAAUGAUUUUGAUGCCGCCAAGAAAAAGCUUUCCUGCGAAAAUGCCGACCUUGUUCGUCAGAUGGAAGAGGCUGAGAAUCAAGUUGGCCAGCUGUCAAGGCUGAAACUAUCUCUUACGAACCAGUUGGACGACACCAGGAAACUGGCAGAUGAGGAAAGCAGGGCUAAGGCUACUCUCCUAGGUAAGUUCCGAAACCUGGAGCACGAUAUCGACGCUCUUCGCGAUCAACUGGAAGAGGAAAGUGAAGCCAAGGGAGACGUUCUCCGCAUGCUGUCCAAGGCUAACGCUGAGGCUCUCAUGUGGCGCUCCAAGUACGAGUCUGAGGGUGUUGCCCGUGCAGAGGAACUCGAAGCUGCUCGUAUGAAGCUCGCCGCUCGCCUCGAGGAAGCCGAAAUGCAAAUCGAGUCUCUCAAUGUUAGGAACUUACAUCUUGAGAAGACCAAGAUGCGUGCUGCUGCUGAACUGGAAGAACUUCAAGUUGCUGCUGAACGUGCAAAUACCCUUGCUCUUGCUGCUGAAAAGAGACAGAAGAACUUCGAUAAGAUAAUUUCUGAAUGGAAGAUGAAGGUCGAUGACCUUUCUGCUGAACUCGAUGCCUCCCAGAAGGAAUGUCGCAACUACUCCACCGAACACUUCCGCCUAAAGGCUGCUUAUGAAGAGAACAUUGAACAACUCGACAGCAUCCGCCGAGAAAAUAAAAGCCUUAAUGAUGAGAGUAAAGACCUGAUGGACCAGAUUGGCGAAGGUGGUCGAGCCUACCACGAAGCUCAGAAGAACUGCAGGCGGUUAGAAAUCGAAAAGGAAGAGCUACAAGCUGCUCUUGAGGAGGCUGAAGCAGCUCUGGAACAAGAAGAAAAUAAGGUCCUUCGAACACAGCUCGAGCUUGGACAGGUCAGACAAGAAAUUGACAGACGUAUUCAAGAAAAGGAAGAAGAAUUUGACAAUACUCGUAAGUGUCACCAGAGAGCCAUCGAUUCUAUGCAAGCGUCCCUUGAAGUUGAAGCCAAGGGUAAGGCUGAGGCUCUUCGCUUGAAGAAGAAGCUUGAGUCUGACAUCAAUGAGCUCGAGAUUGCCCUUGACCACGCCAAUAAGGCAAACUCUGACCUUCACAAACACUAUAAGAAGGUUCAAGAUGAGAUCAAGGACAUGGAUGCCCGUGUCAAGGAAGAGCAGCGACUCGCCUCUGAGUAUCGAGAACAGUAUGGCAUUGCUGAACGCCGUGCCAAUGCCCUUCAUGGAGAGCUUGAAGAAUCCCGGACGCUGUUGGAGCAAUCCGACCGCGGUCGGCGCCAAGCUGAGGCAGAACUCAAUGACGCACGUGAACAGAUCAACAGUAUCACUAGCGAAAAUACAGCUCUUUCUGCCUCCAAGCGGAAACUUGAAGGUGAAAUGCAGACACUACAGGCCGACCUUGAAGAAAUGCUCAGCGAGGCAAAGAACUCAGAGGAGAAGGCGAAGAAGGCCAUGUUAGAUGCUGCUCGUCUGGCCGAUGAGCUCCGCGCUGAACAGGAACAUGCUAUGGCUCAGGACAAGAUGCGAAAGGCCUUGGAGGUCACCGUGAAGGAUCUCCAGACUCGUCUUGAGGAGACUGAAACUACAGUUAUGAGGACAGGGAAAAGGGCGGUCAGCAACAUGGAAGGUCGCAUUCGCGAACUCGAGGCUUCCCUGGACGAAGAGACCCGUCGUCACGCUGACGCCCAGAAGAACCUGAGGAAGUGCGAGAGGCGCAUCAAGGAGCUCGCCUUCCAGUCGGAUGAGGACAAGAAGAACCACGACAGGAUGCAGGACCUCGUCGAUAAGCUCCAGCAGAAGAUCAAGACCUACAAGCGCCAGAUCGAGGAGGCUGAGGAGAUCGCCGCCCUCAACCUGGCCAAAUUCCGCAAGGCUCAGCAGGAGCUCGAGGAAGCCGAAAUAUCCCAAUAAACAGUGUAUGUGUAG
Penaeus indicus is the source of this 5938-nucleotide messenger RNA. Its product is annotated as myosin heavy chain, muscle-like. Gene Ontology annotation, molecular function: ATP binding; microfilament motor activity; actin filament binding. The record is from RefSeq and is a predicted model, not a curated record. The transcript has 22 exons. Gene Ontology annotation, cellular component: myosin II complex; cytoplasm; myosin filament. The coding region runs from base 197 to 5923 and encodes 1908 amino acids. NCBI's taxonomy places the organism in Eukaryota, Metazoa, Arthropoda, Malacostraca, Decapoda, Penaeidae. Gene Ontology annotation, biological process: muscle contraction; sarcomere organization.